AUGACUUCCCCUAACGACAUCAUGAGAAAAAACCUGAAGAUGAUUCAUGGCUAUCCCAUGGUCUAUGCAUUUACAAACAACUGGGAAAAGAUUGAACAGUUCCACAGCAGACCCGAUGACAUCGUGAUAGCCACUUACCCCAAAUCAGGUACCACUUGGGUUAGUGAAAUUGUGGACAUGGUUGUAAAUAAUGGAGAUGUUGAAAAAUGUAAGCGGGAUUUUAUAACAGUUAAAGUUCCAAUGUUGGAAAUGGCCGUCCCUGGACUAAGAACUUCAGGAGUAGAACAAUUAGAGAAGAAUCCCUCACCCCGGAUUGUGAAGACACAUCUACCAAUUGAUCUCCUUCCUAAGUCUUUCUGGGAGAACAACUGCAAGAUGAUUUAUAUGGGUCGAAAUGCCAAGGACGUUGCAGUUUCGUAUUACCAUUUUGACUUAAUGAAUAAUUUGCAACCUGUUCCUGGCACCUGGCAAGAAUACCUGGAGAAGUUCAUGACUGGAAAUGUGGCCUAUGGUUCCUGGUUUAAUCAUGUUAAGAGCUGGUGGAAGAAAAAGGAAGAACACCCAAUACUUUUCUUGCACUAUGAAGAUAUGAAAGAGAAUCCAAAGCAGGAAGUCAAGAAGAUUAUGAGAUUUCUAGAGAAGAAUUUGAAUGAUGAGGUCUUGGAUAAGAUCAUCCAUCACACCUCAUUUGAAAUGAUGAAAGACAACCCUCUGGUGAAUUACACACAUAUACCAAGUACAGUGAUGGAUCACAGCAAAUCCUCUUUUAUGCGUAAAGGGACUACAGGUGACUGGAAGAAUUACUUCACAGUGGCCCAAAAUGAGAAAUUUGAUGCCAUUUACAAGAAGGAAAUGUCUGGAACUGCACUUCAGUUCCGCACAGAGAUUUAA
Messenger RNA from Puma concolor (puma), 891 nucleotides. RefSeq names its product sulfotransferase family 1B member 1 (gene SULT1B1). The record is from RefSeq and is a predicted model, not a curated record. Lineage: Eukaryota; Metazoa; Chordata; Mammalia; Carnivora; Felidae. Gene Ontology annotation, molecular function: sulfotransferase activity.